AUGCUAGGGACAGAACUUGGCAAAAAGGUAGAUGCCAACUUUAUCCAGAAAGGCUAUGAAGAAUUCCUCAUCAAGAACAAAAAACCUCCUCCGACUAUGCCAAAAAAGAAGCCACUAACAAAGGAGCAGAAGAGAGCAGAGAUGAGAAAAAGAGGCAUUUUCGUCGAAGCUGACGAUACGGAAAUGGACUAUUCGGAUAUGGAAAAAAUGGCUUCG
Strongylus vulgaris is the source of this 216-nucleotide messenger RNA. The record is from the annotation of a GenBank genome assembly. NCBI's taxonomy places the organism in Eukaryota, Metazoa, Nematoda, Chromadorea, Rhabditida, Strongylidae.